CAGCGCAUGGAAAUGCCGUUUACCUUCCCGCCGGAGUGGUACCUAUUUAUCUACUUGCACUUUGAUGUGCUUUCGAACUGCUAGGUGGGCAGGAGCAGGGACCGAGCAACGGGAGCUCACCCUGUCACGGGGAUUCGAACCACCGACCUUCUGAUUGGCAAGUCCUAGGCUCUGUGGUUUAACCCACAGCGCCACCCGCAUCCCUCUACAAACAACAUAUACAGUUAUAAAAAGCAUACAUUAUUCAAAAUUAAAAAGGUGUCAUUAAAUGCAUUGCAGGGGCUCUGAAUCUGGAACAGAUGAGUAAAAUUUGUCUGCAUCUGGUUGUUCUCUUUUCUUCAACCAGAUCUCCACACACCCUCUUUAUCGCAGCAUAUGUUUGCAGUUGUUGACAUGCUAUAAAUUACAACUUGGAGAGGCACUCCCACCAUGGCGUCCUGUCGGAAAUUGCAUUCCAGUGUUUACCUUCUAAAAAAAAAGGCUUCAGGCUGUUUUUGAAGGAAACAUGGCUGCUGGAGGCACUCUCGGCCAGGAAGAAAUGACUUGCCCCGUUUGCCACCAACCUUUCUUGAACCCAAUGAUUACUGACUGUGGACACAGUUUCUGCCACGCUUGCCUCAUCCAGUAUUGGAGCGACUCUGAUGGAGCAGGUUCUUGCCCUCAGUGCGGAAAACCUUUUAAAGAAGGCAGCUACAGGCGGAACCAUGAGCUAGCAAGGCAUGCAGGGGAAUCCACGAAAUCUAAAGAAGGGGAAGAUGCGAAAAGCAAGACAGGAAGGUGUGAUAAGCCGGAGGAACUCCUGGAAUCCUGUGAGGGUGAUGAUCAAAUGGUUCGAAAGAAAAAGGGAACCAUGAUACCGAAAGGGACGUCCACACUGCUUGUAGUUAUGGAAGAAGACAUUAAGUGCCCUAUUUGCAUAGACUACUUCACAGGCAUUGUGACUCUAGAUUGUGGCCAUAACUUUUGUAAGGCCUGCAUCAACCAUCACUGUGAUACAUGGAAGGAAAUAGGUCCACCGGAAUGUCCUAUCUGCCGAACCAAGAUUCAGAAAGGGAGUUACCGGCCAAACUGGCUGCUGACCAGCAUUUUAGAAAACUUCAAACGCUUCAAAGAAGAACUGUGUGACAGACACAAGGAAAAACUUCUACUGUUCUGCAAAGAAGACAGAGAAUUGCUAUGUUCCAAGUGUGAACAUUCGCCACAGCACAGCCAGCACUCAGUGGUUCUCCUGGAGCAUAUUGAACAGGGGAUCAGAAGGAACUUGAACAGGUCCAAAGAUGAGGAGGAAGUGGGGCAUGACUUGGUUAAUCACCCCAACAGUUGCUCACCGGAAAAAAUUGCUCUGAUCAAGAUUACGGGAAAAUGGGAAGGAAGUAUAAUUCUGGAUCCAAGCACAGCAUAUCCAUACCUCAUUGUGUCUGAUGACCUGAAAAGCGUGAGAUGGGGAGAUGGAAAGCAGGACGUGCCCACGAGCCUUGAGAGGUUUCACUUAGAUCCCUGUGUCCUGGGCUGCGAGAGAUUUGUUUCAGGAAAACAUUGGUGGGAGGUGGAGGUGGGGAUGGAGGUUGAGGAGGAAGAGGCUGAGUGGGCUGUGGGGGUUGUACGAGAAUCUUUCCAGAGGAAUGCAAAGAGCAGCCUUAGUCCUUAUUGUGGGAUCUGGGCUGUGGGAAAGGAGAGGAAUUCUGGCCAUGGCUCAUUGAGUGACUCUCUUCCGUCCCGUUGCCUCUGGGCUUUUACUUCUCCCAAGUGGACCAUGUUGAGACUGGCACGUCUUCCCAGGAAGAUCAAGGUGUCCCUGGAUUAUGAAAAGGGAGUUGUGGAGUUUUUCGAUGCUGAUUUGGACAAACCGAUCUUCAAAUUCUGUUCAGCCUUUUUUAACAGGGAGAUGGUCAUUCCCUAUUUGCGGGUAGAACGUGGUGUCACCCUGAAAUGCUCUUGAGGAGAAAGCCACAUCUCUGCGGCAAUGGGGCAAAUGGUUCUCACGAAUGACUACUGGUUCCUGAACAUGCAUUGCUGAAUCUUUUAUCUGCGGGCCAGGAGUUGGGAUGUGUCUUGCCAAAGGCAAGGCGCUUCUUUUAAAAUUCAGAAGCAAUACAGAAUACACAAGUGAGUGGGAAGAUUAAAGGUUUUAUUCCAAAACAGCAAGCAAUGUAUACAUACCAAGCAAGCACUUCAAUCUGCCAAUUGGAAGCCCUCAAGAAGCAGUGAAGCAACCCCCCUCCCCCGGUAGCCUCAGUUGACACAGCCCUGUGGACGAUGCACGAGCUUCAGAGAAACUCUGCCCAAACCGUCAGAUUUUAUGGACAAACCUGUGCAGCUUUCAAGCAGUUCAAGACAUGAAAUUGCACAAAAAUGGGAUAAAUAUAAGAGAUAUGUACAAAAAUAUACAGUGCUUUUUCGUCUAUGGCAGCAUUUGAUUGACUUUGGAUAAAGAACUAUAUGAGAAAUAAGAGCAAUGGCACAAAUUGCUAUAAGAAUGUAUUAGAGAACAUAGAAAGAAUAGAUUAAUAAUGGUAGGUACACUAUUAGAAUAAAAUCAUACAACGAGAAUUGACAGGAAGUCCAAAGUCUUUAUGAUAUUUUUUGUGAAUAAUCUUUGCUAAUAGUCUUUGUUAAUAAUCACAUAAAAAGUAGCAUAAAUACAGCUGAAGCUUAAGGUUCAUAAUUAUGUAAGAAAGGAUAAGUAUAUAGUUUUUUUUUCAUUUUUUGUGUACAUGAUUGAAAUUUCAAUUUACUUUAAGAGAUGCACUAU
This is a messenger RNA of Podarcis raffonei (Aeolian wall lizard), 2752 nucleotides long. RefSeq names its product E3 ubiquitin-protein ligase TRIM11-like. Bases 506 to 1939 code for a protein of 477 amino acids. Gene Ontology annotation, molecular function: protein binding; zinc ion binding. The transcript has 5 exons. NCBI's taxonomy places the organism in Eukaryota, Metazoa, Chordata, Lepidosauria, Squamata, Lacertidae. The record is from RefSeq and is a predicted model, not a curated record.